Messenger RNA from Erigeron canadensis, 1998 nucleotides. RefSeq lists its product as uncharacterized. The transcript has a single exon. NCBI's taxonomy places the organism in Eukaryota, Viridiplantae, Streptophyta, Magnoliopsida, Asterales, Asteraceae. Gene Ontology annotation, biological process: proteolysis. The record is from RefSeq and is a predicted model, not a curated record. The coding region runs from base 1 to 1998 and encodes 665 amino acids. Gene Ontology annotation, molecular function: aspartic-type endopeptidase activity; nucleic acid binding; zinc ion binding.
AUGGAAGAAUAUGCUAAGUUGUUUACUGAGAAGAUGACAUUCUGCCCUCACUUGUGUGCUACUGAAGCAGCUACUGUUACCAGUUUUGUGAAUGAGCUUCCAGCUGAGUAUCAUGGGUUCUGUAGGAGUAAGACUACCUUGAGUUUGGAUGUUGAUGAGGCCAAGCGUGUGGAGUAUGACUUGGGGUCCAGGGUUAGGAAAGACAAUAAUUCUGGUUUUAAAAGGAGCAAUGACAGGUCUUCAGGGUCGAAUAAAAGGUUUAAGGGUAAUUCUUCCAAUAGCAGUAAUGAUAAGAGGAUUUGGAAUUGGUGCGAUAGAUGCAGGUCUAAGCAUACUGGGCAGUGUACUAUUAGCACUUUUCGUUGUAAUAGGUGCACCGCUACAGGUCAUUUGGCUAAAGAUUGUACUGGGGAGGCUCGUUGUUAUAGGUGUAAAAAGACUGGACAUCAAAUUGCUGAUUGCCGGCAAGCAAAAGAGGGUGAGAAAAAGAAUGAGCGACCGAGGACUACAGCUCGUGCCUUCAACAUGACAGCUGAACAUGCUCGAUCAGAUGAUGAGGUAGUUAGCGGUACCUUUAUUAUUAAUUCUUCUCUUGCUAAUGUGUUAUUUGAUUCUGGUGCAAAUAGAUCUUUUGUGUCUACUUUAUUUGCUCCUAAGCUUGGUACAGUAACUCACCCAUUAGAUACACCAAUUGAGGUUGAAAUAGUUGAUGGUCGUACUUCUAUGGUUCGUAAUGGCUUCUUUGAUUGUUCUAUUGAGAUAGAGGGUCGUUCUUUUUCUAUUGACUUGUUGCCCACUACUGUUUCUAGCUUUGAUAUUGUCGUGGGUAUGGAUCGGAUGUCUAAAAAUGGUGUUGUUAUUCUCUGUUCUAAGAAGAUUGUGCAUAUCACUACUCCAGAUGGUGAUGUAGUUUCUGUCUAUGGUGAUAAACAAAAGGGUAGUGUGAAGAUUGUUUCUCUUGUGAAAGCUCUUAGGUGUAUCCGACAGACUAAGGAGCAUUGUAAUCAUUUUAUGGCUUAUGUAAUUGAUUGGCGGACGGCUAAUCCUUCGGAAUCUGAUGUUGAUGUUGUAGCUGAGUUUCCUGAUGUCUUUCCAGAUUAUCUUCCUGGUCUUCCUCCUGAUAUAGAAGUAGAGUUUCAUAUUGAUCUUAUUCCUGGUGCUAGCCCUGUUGCUAAAGCACCUUAUCGUCUAGCUCCUACUGAGAUGAAGGAGUUGAUGUCUCAGCUCCAAGAGUUGCUUGAUAAGGGGUUUAUUCGUUCGAGUUCCUCGCCUUGGGGUGCUCCUAUUCUGUUUGUAAAGAAGAAAGAUGGUUCUAUGAGGAUGUGUAUCGAUUAUCGUGAGCUUAACAAGCUAACAGUGAAGAAUAAAUAUCCUUUUCCUCGUAUUAAUGACUUAUUUGAUCAGUUGCAGGGUGCUUCUUAUUUUUCUAAGAUUGAUUUGCGGUCGGGUUAUCAUCAGUUGAAGGUGGAUGGCGUAAGUGUUGCUAAAACAGCUUUUCGUACUCGUUAUGGGCAUUAUGAGUUUUUGGUCAUGCCUUUUGGUUUGACUAAUGCUCCAGCUGCUUUCAGGGAUCUCAUGAAUCGUGUUUGUCAUCCUUAUCUUGAUCAUUUUGUCAUUGUUUUCAUUGAUGACAUUCUUAUUUACUCUAAAUCUGUUGAAGAGCAUCGUGAGCACUUGAGGACUAUUCUUAAGGUUCUCAGGGAGAAGAAGUUAUAUGCAAAAUUCUCUAAGUGCGAAUUCUGGCUUAAGGAAGUUCAUUUCCUUGGGCAUGUCAUUUCUAGUGAAGGUUUGAAAGUUGAUCCAUCAAAAACUGAAGCUGUUAUGAAAUGGGAGCAACCGAAGUCGCCGACGGAAAUAAAGUCUUUUCUGGGUUUAACUGGCUAUUCCAGGAGGUUCAUUCAAGAUUUUUCUCGUAUUGCUAAGCCAAUGACUGAGUUGACAAAGAAAGGGAUGAAGUUCUUGUGGACUUAUUCACAAGAAAGAUCUUUUCAGAUUUAG